Messenger RNA from Didymosphaeria variabile, 1383 nucleotides. RefSeq lists its product as uncharacterized. Lineage: Eukaryota; Fungi; Ascomycota; Dothideomycetes; Pleosporales; Didymosphaeriaceae. The record is from RefSeq and is a predicted model, not a curated record. Bases 1 to 1383 code for a protein of 460 amino acids. The transcript is spliced from 3 exons. Gene Ontology annotation, molecular function: carbohydrate:proton symporter activity. Gene Ontology annotation, cellular component: membrane. Gene Ontology annotation, biological process: transmembrane transport; carbohydrate transport.
AUGGACACAGGGAUUAUUGGCCCCGUUACUGUUAUGCCAAAAUACACCGAACAAUUUGGCGCCACAUCUGCAAUCGUCCACGGUCUGAUCGUGUCUGCAAUCCUCAUCCCGGCUGCCCUCUCAGCCUUUGCUGCCGGACGUGCCGCUGAUGCAAUCGGUCGCGCGAAAGCCAUCACUUUUGGUGGUCUGAUCUUCGGUUUGGGUGCGGCGCUUGAAGCUGGUGCUGCGCAUCUGGGUAUGUUCAUCACUGGAAGGGUGCUUGAGGGUUUUGGCGAGGGGUUGUUCUUAGGUAACCUAGCUGUAUACAUCACCGAGAUCUCGCCACCACGCAGCCGUGGAAUACUGACAUCCUACCCGCAAUUGAUGAAUACCAUCGGGCUAACAGUAGGCUUCUUCUCCUGCUAUGGCUCGCGCAACGUGGACUCAUCGAUGUCAUGGCGGCUCCCAUUUGUACUUCUUUCUGCUUCCGCGUUCAGUUUCGCAGGCAUAAGUUGGCUCUGGCUUCCGGAAAGUCCGAGAUGGCUGCUCGUCCGAGGGCGGAAAGAGGAGGCGACGAAAGCGUGGGAUGUUCUGGGUGUUGCCAGUGCAGACCGAGAGAAGGUUGAGCAUGAGCAAGAGAUGGCAGUCAUCGGUGGUUCUGGAAGUGUCGAAGCACAGCCCUCUGAGGCAAAGGAUGGCUCAGGAUGGCUGGCCGCGUUUGCGCCGGAUGUGCGAGCAAGGACGCUACUCGGUGCUUUCGCGAUGGGGAUGCAACAGAUGAGUGGCAUCGACGGAAUUCUCUAUUAUGCACCUCUCCUCUUCGAACGCGCAGGUCUUAGCUCCACGAAAGCGUCUUUCCUGGCCUCUGGAGUCUCUGCCAUCGUCAUCAUGGUCGCCUCCGUAGCUGCCCUCGUCUAUCAAGACAAAUGGGGUCGACGACACUCCACAAUUUACGGGGGUCUGGCACUCUCACUGAUCAUGUUCCUCAUAGGGAGCUUGUACGCCUCCUCCUCAGUCCAUGAAACGUACGGCGCAGGUCGAUGGGUCGUGAUUGCCUCAAUCUACCUCUUUGCUGUAGUCUUUUGCACGACGUGGGCGAUGGGUAUAAAGACCUGGGUGGCGGAAUGUCAACCACAGCGUUCACGCUCGAGUGCCACAAAUCUUGCAUACGGGAGCAACUGGCUGACGAACUUCCUUGUUGCACUCACUACGCCGGUGCUAUUGGAUAGCAGUAGCUUCGGGGCAUACUUCUUGUUUGGAGGUUGCACGUUUAUCACCGCUAUCGUUUGCUUGAUGUGGAUGCCGGAGACGAAGGGCAAAUCGCUCGAGGAGAUUGAGGCCGCGUUCGCGAAGAAGGCUCCAGGGAGUAGGAGUCUGCUGCGGCUGAUGAGAAGGCCCUUUUGA